Molecule: messenger RNA, 1811 nt
Organism: Euleptes europaea (tarantolino)
Lineage: Eukaryota; Metazoa; Chordata; Lepidosauria; Squamata; Sphaerodactylidae
Gene: PDE7A
Product: phosphodiesterase 7A
Exons: 13
Coding region: 89-1543 (484 amino acids)
Molecular function (GO): 3',5'-cyclic-AMP phosphodiesterase activity
Source: RefSeq, a predicted model, not a curated record
CAGGUGAGGGCGGUGGGCCGGGCCUCGGCCUGGCUUUUGUGGGCGCCCCGGGAGGCGAGGUGGCGCCGGCGGUGCUGCCUCCGUUUCAAUGGAAGUAUGUUACCAACUGCCGGUGCUGCCCCUGGACAGGCCGGUCCCCCAGCAUGUCCUCAGCCGCAGAGGGGCCAUCAGCUUCAGCUCCAGCUCCGCGCUCUUCGGUUGCCCCAACCCCAGGCAGCUUUCCCAGAGACGUGGGGCAAUUUCUUAUGACAGUUCUGAUCAAACUGCAUUGUACAUUCGCAUGCUAGGAGAUGUACGAGUAAGAAGUCGGGCAGGAUUUGAAACAGAGAGAAGAGGUUCUCAUCCAUACAUUGAUUUCCGUAUUUUUCACUCAAAUUCUGAAAUUGAAGUUUCUGUGUCUGCAAGGAAUAUCCGACGGUUACUGAGUUUCCAGCGGUACUUGAGAUCUUCCCGUUUCUUCCGUGGUACCACUCUUCCAAGUUCUUCAAACAUUUUAGAUGAUGAUUAUAAUGGACAAGCUAAGUGUAUGCUAGAGAAAGCUGGAAACUGGAAUUUUGAUAUCUUCCUCUUUGACAGGCUAACAAAUGGAAACAGUUUAGUCACCUUAACCUUCCACCUGUUUAAUCUUCAUGGACUGAUAGAACACUUCCAGUUAGAUACAAUGAAACUCCGUAGAUUUUUAGUAAUGGUUCAAGAAGAUUACCAUAGUCAAAAUCCAUAUCACAAUGCGGUUCAUGCUGCUGAUGUGACUCAGGCCAUGCACUGUUAUUUAAAGGAACCUAAGCUUUUCAAAUCUAUAACUCCAUGGGAUGUUCUGGUCAGUUUAACUGCAGCUGCCACUCAUGAUUUGGAUCACCCAGGUGUUAAUCAGCCUUUCCUUAUUAAAACGAACCAUUAUUUAGCAACUUUAUACAAGAAUACCUCAGUACUGGAAAAUCACCACUGGAGAUCAGCUGUGGGGCUGUUAAGAGAGUCUGGAUUAUUUGCACACAUGUCUCCAGAAAAUAGGCAGCUGAUGGAAAGCCAGAUAGGAGCAUUGAUUCUUGCCACAGACAUCAGUCGGCAAAAUGAAUAUCUGUCCUUAUUUCGCAGUCAUUUGGACAAGGGAGACUUAUGCUUAGAAGAUGAGAACCAUCGCCAUCUUAUUCUUCAGAUGGCUUUGAAAUGUGCUGAUAUUUGCAACCCCUGCCGGACAUGGGAACUGAGCAAGCAGUGGAGUGAAAAAGUAACAGAAGAAUUCUUUAAUCAAGGAGAUGUUGAAAAAAAAUACCACUUGGGUGUGAGUCCAUUAUGUGAUCGACAGACAGAAACCAUGGCCAACAUCCAGAUUGGAUUUAUGACCUAUUUGGUGGAGCCAUUGUUUGCAGAAUGGGCAAGAUUUUCAAACACCAGGCUGUCUCAAACCAUGCUUGGGCAUUUGGGACUGAAUAAAGCUAGCUGGAAGGGCAUGCAAAGACAGCAGUCCAGCAGCGGUGAUGAUACUGAUCCUGCGUUUGAAGAAAUGGACUCUGAUGUCAUACCUCAGGAAAACCGGCUAUCCUGACACCAGGAUCUGCUUGACAAACUGCCUCUUGCCCAAUAUCUGCAGAACAGGGUUCGAGGAUAUUUUUAGGUCUGACUGCCAAGGUUUCAGUAUAAACAAUGCCAGCAUUAUUUAUUUCCAAUUUUUUUUCUUUUGAUCAUUUGAACCCAGUUUUUUGUUACAAGACGUGAACAUAGAGCAAUAUGCAUAUGCCUUGGUUGGCUUUUGCAUGGAACCUUGAAUAUGCAAACCGCAGGCAUGAUUGAACUUUGAUGGGGUAAAGACAAGA